Purpureocillium lilacinum is the source of this 1101-nucleotide messenger RNA. RefSeq names its product alternative oxidase, mitochondrial precursor. The record is from RefSeq and is a predicted model, not a curated record. Gene Ontology annotation, molecular function: alternative oxidase activity. Gene Ontology annotation, cellular component: mitochondrion. Lineage: Eukaryota; Fungi; Ascomycota; Sordariomycetes; Hypocreales; Ophiocordycipitaceae. Gene Ontology annotation, biological process: alternative respiration.
AUGAUCUCCACCACGACUGUCCAAGCCCGCUCGCAGGCCUCCCGGCACGCUGUCAAGCUCGCCCGGGCCGCCGCUCUGGGGAGCACCUCGGUGUCCUCGCAGUACACACUGGGCCUGCGCCUCGGCGCCUGCUGCUGCGGCUCUCAAGCCCAUCGCGUCGCGUCAGGACCCUCGUCCCCUUCUUCGUCGCGGCAGUUCACGACGACUCGCGCGGCGCAGCUCCGCGAUUUCUUCCCCUCAAAGGAUACCCCUCACAUCCUCAAGACCAAGGCCGCCUGGCCUCACCAUGGCUACACCAUGGAGGAGAUGACGUCGGUCGUCCCGGACCACCGCGCGCCGCGCAACUUUAGCGACUGGGCCGCCUGGAAGAUUGUCCGCUUCGCCCGCUUCUGGAUGGACAAGGCCACGGGCAUGGACCGCGAGCAGCAGGUCGACAAGAAGAACCCGACCACGGCCGUCGAGGCCCAGCAGCCGCUGACGGAAGCGCAAUGGCUUAUCCGCUUCGUCUUCCUCGAGAGCAUCGCCGGCGUGCCCGGAAUGGUUGGGGGCAUGCUCCGGCACCUCAACAGCCUGCGCCGCAUGAAGCGCGACCAAGGCUGGAUCGAGACGCUCCUUGAGGAGAGCUACAACGAGCGCAUGCACCUCCUGACGUUUAUGAAGAUGUGCGAACCCGGCCGCUUCAUGAAGCUCAUGAUCAUCGGCGCGCAGGGCGUCUUUUUCAACAGCCUCUUCAUCGCCUACCUCCUGAGCCCGCGUGUCGUCCACCGAUUCGUCGGCUACCUCGAAGAGGAGGCCGUCCACACGUACACGAGGGCGCUCCACGAGAUCGACGAGGGUCACUUGCCCAAGUGGUCCGACCCCGAGUUCCGCAUCCCGGACAUUGCUGUAGAUUACUGGAACAUGCCCGAAGGCAACCGCACCAUGAAGGACCUCAUCCUGUACAUCCGCGCCGAUGAGGCCGGCCAUCGCGGCGUCAACCACACCCUGGGCAACCUCAACCAAAAGGAAGACCCGAACCCCUUUGUCAGCACGUUCAAGGAUCGCGAGGUGCCCAAGCCGAGCCAGAAGCCGGCCGGCUACGAGCGCUCCGACGUCAUCUGA